Suillus paluster is the source of this 2461-nucleotide messenger RNA. Its product is annotated as WD40-repeat-containing domain protein. Gene Ontology annotation, cellular component: nucleus; CAF-1 complex. The record is from RefSeq and is a predicted model, not a curated record. The coding region runs from base 132 to 2327 and encodes 731 amino acids. NCBI's taxonomy places the organism in Eukaryota, Fungi, Basidiomycota, Agaricomycetes, Boletales, Suillaceae. Gene Ontology annotation, biological process: nucleosome assembly; DNA replication-dependent chromatin assembly. Gene Ontology annotation, molecular function: protein binding. The transcript is spliced from 7 exons.
AGCCUUUCAUUCCGAUCCGUGUUACUGUUAGUUACAAAUUCAAUCGUGAACGGAUGUUCCUCCUCCUGUAGCGCUCAGGAUCCUUCAUUCUACCACCAAACACCCUCUCAGCGCUCAUAGAACAUCCAAAAAUGCGUUACCGCACCCUCGAGAUUCGGUGGCAUGAUUCAAAGCCAAUAUCUACUUGCGACUUUCAACCUGUCCCGUUCAAAAAGGCGCGUCCAACGCAGGAGAAGAAUUUUGCUGCGCAGUCAUAUAGGCUGGCUACAGGAGGCGAGGACAACCAUGUCAGAAUAUGGAUGGUGCAUCCGAACAUUCUCCCGUCGUCUCUAGCAGAAGGUGCAGAUGGUGCUGCACCACGACCUGCUCGGGUGGAAUAUCUUGCAACACUUAGCAGACACUCGGCUGCUGUGAAUGUUGUUCGGUUUUCUCCUAACGGGGAGUUCAUUGCAUCUGCUGGAGAUGACGGCAUGAUCAUCAUUUGGGCACCUACCAGCACGCCGCAGGCCGCCACGUAUGGCAGUGAUCUGAGCGCAGAUGAAUUGCAAUAUGAAAAGGAGUACUGGAAGCCGCGUACGACAUUCAGGUGCACGACGAUGCAGGUGUAUGACCUUGCCUGGAGUCCAACUGGGGAGUACAUUUUAGCCGGUAGCACGGACAACUGUGCGCGCGUAUUCUCUCCCAAUGACGGCAAAUGCGUUUAUGAGAUCGCUGAGCAUAAUCACUAUGUUCAAGGCGUAGCAUGGGACCCGCUCAACGAAUACAUUGCCACGCAGAGCAGUGACCGUUCGAUGCACGUGUAUCGGAUCUCGACCAAGCAGGGCACGUUCGAGGCUCAUGCUGUGGGCAAGAACACACGAAUGUCUUACCCCCACAAUCACAGUCGCACCCCUAGCUCGCAUAGCCAUUCAAGGUCCUACAGACACGAGUCUGCUGCUAGUGAUGUGGAGUCUACUGUCAGUGACCAGCACAAAGAGGAUGUUCUUUUCUCUGGUAACUACGCCCCUCCGACGCCGACUGCGUCAGUAGUCAGCACUCCAUCUACAUCGAUGUUUCCUCCUCCGCCGAUUGAGAGAUCUUCUUCGAGACGGUCUUCAUUCAGUGGAUCUAAUGCACCCGGCUCUCCUGCGCAUCAUGCGCGAUAUGGAAGGUCCCCCUCACCUAUGCCACCCCUUCCUGCAAUCCGUGCACUUCCUUCGCCCACAUGGUCGACCAUCAAGCUCUACGGAGAUGAAAGUUUCACGAACUUCUUCCGCCGUUUAACGUUCAGCCCUGAUGGUGGCCUCUUGCUAACUCCUGCAGGGCAAUUCGAGGACCCCAGCAUCAUCACUAACAAACCCAAGGCUGAGGAAACUCCCACUCGCGGGCGUAAAUCCAAGCUUGCGAUUACUACAAGUGAAAUGAACCCUUCAUCGGCGUCAUCGGUGUUCAUUUACUCAAGGGCGAACUUUGCCCGUCCUCCUAUUGCCCAGUUACCUGGACAUAAGAAGGCUAGCGUGGCUGUCAAGUUCUCUCCUGUGCUGUAUGAAUUGAGACAAGAUAUACUUGGCGUAGACGGUCAUAACGAGCCCAAGACAGGAACACUGGAGAAAGGCAGGGAUGGGUCUAUUUCUGUUGAUAUCUGUGGGCCUUCCACGGCACCUGCAACUCACAAGGAUGCAUUGGCACCGUCUCCGAAGGUGGAAAGGAACUUACCCCUACAUGUCGAAGCGCCUACACCUCGUGUUGUGGCUCCCGAAUCAGUUAUCCCUCCAUCGUCGAUGAAGCCUCCCACGCCAUCGCCAUCAAAGCCCUCUACCCCAGCAGUUACGCCACCCAACACUGGAUCCGUGUUUGCGUUGCCUUACCGCAUGCUGUAUGCUGUUCUGACAAUGGAUGCCGUUGCUAUCUAUGACACCCAACAAUCUGGUCCUGUCUGUAUGCUUACGAAAUUGCACUAUGAUGAAUUUACGGAUGCGUCGUGGUCUCCUGAUGGACAGUGCCUUAUACUCUCGUCGCGAGAUGGAUACUGCACGAUCGUGAUCUUUGAUGAAAUUUUACCUGCAUAUCACACACAACAAUAUGCAUUACAACUGCAGUCCAUCGCGCAACACAAUUUUGUGCCCCUCACAUACAUGAUGACGCCCUCGUCUUCCUCAGUUCCAUUACCUGCGAUUGCAACACCUACCGUUCCCGCAAAGAGGACCGAGCCACCUCUCACACCCGCUGCUAGCAUUGACGACAAUGCCACAGGCCGUAGUGCACCGGAAGUCACGCCAAAGUCGGUGCAGCCCCCGAAGAAAAAACGCCGUCUAGUGUUGACGAAGGUUGGGGAUCUCGAUCCAUGAGGGAUGGUUUGUGUCCCUCAGCAUUCUUAUUGCGUAACGUUUCAACGAGCCUAUACAUUAUGGAUUUUUAGUGAUUUUUUUCUUGGCUUUCUUGUUCACUCCCCAUUGGGCUUUUUAUGGAGUAUUCACCUCGU